Daucus carota subsp. sativus is the source of this 2176-nucleotide messenger RNA. RefSeq names its product RNA polymerase sigma factor sigB. Gene Ontology annotation, biological process: DNA-templated transcription initiation; regulation of DNA-templated transcription. The transcript is spliced from 7 exons. Gene Ontology annotation, molecular function: DNA-binding transcription factor activity. The record is from RefSeq and is a predicted model, not a curated record. The coding region runs from base 207 to 1946 and encodes 579 amino acids. Lineage: Eukaryota; Viridiplantae; Streptophyta; Magnoliopsida; Apiales; Apiaceae.
CUAUGUUAUCUUUAUCCUAGUACUAAUAUUUCUAUCCCACUCUGUCUCUCUCUUUAUCAUCACUUUCUUCUCUUACACAGACAGAUUCUUCAAGAUUCUUUGUCCGAAAAGAUUCACAAUUUACAAUCUUAUACAUAUGUACACACAUUUGUAUGUAUGUUUUGUAGUAUCACAUGUUUGUAUGUGGAUAAAGAGGUAGCAGAGCCAUGUUUUGUCUGCUGCCACAGUUUAAGUGUCUGCCUCACUCUUUUUACAUCAACUCAAAUACCCAUCAUCAAUCUUCCUCUCAAUUCUAUAGAUAUAUACAUGUUAGUAGCUUUCAGAGGCAAAGGUUGGCGACAGUAGCAACAGUGCUUGAAAAGGCACAUUUAGAAGAUUAUCUCAAAUCAGCUUCUACUAAUAGACCUUUGUCAAUAUCAGCAUCAACAGCAACCCCAGUGCUUGAUCUGGAAUUAGAAUCCCAUUCUAGCUCAGCAAUUGCUACUAAACCAUGGACUUAUAGCAGUGCAAUAGGUCCCCACACUGAGCAGGCAAAUUUUGGAGCAAUUUCAACCAGCGAAACUCUUGUUUCAAAAGACGAGACAACUAUAGCUGCUGCAGCUGCUGAAGCAGUAGCUCUGGCAAAAACAGCUGCAAAGGUCGCAAAGGAUGUUGCAGCAAUGGUUAACCUUUAUAAAUCAACGAAACCUUUUACUGAUGCUGACAGCUCCCUGUUUGAUGGGACUCGAAUGACUCAGCUAAGAGAAACAGUUCAACUGGGGCAAUUAGGAGUACUAGAAAAAUCUGAAUCUGACGUAGAAUUGGAUGACGAGGAGCCAACACUUGAAGACCUUGAGAUUCUCCAAGAAGAACUGUCUCAGAGUAUAGCUGUAAGAUCUAGCCGUCAACCAGAAAGACAAGCUAAACGAGCAAGAGCAGCAGAGAGGACUUCAGUGGGUGUUGUAUCUGUGACAUCUGGUUCAACAAGCAAAAAGAAACGUUCCCCUGUGCAAGAGAUAGACUACUCUGACCCGUUGCGUCACUUGAGAGGCAGUACCAGUUCCAAACUGCUCACAGGAAGAGAAGAAAGGGAGCUAUCGAGAGGAAUACAGAUUCAUCUAAAACUAGAGAAACUGUAUGAUGAAUAUAAAGAACGUUACGGGAGUGAGCCCAAUUACAUGCAGUGGGCUGCUGCAGCAGGCAUUGAUCAGUUGACCCUAAGAAAAAACAUAACCUAUGGUAAAAUCUGCAAGGACAAAAUGAUCAAGAGCAAUAUACGGCUUGUUAUUUCUAUUGCUAAAAAUUAUCAAGGAGUUGGGAUGAAUCUUCAAGAUCUUGUUCAGGAAGGUUGUCGAGGACUUGUACGAGGGGCAGAGAAGUUUGAUGCUUCCAAGGGAUUUAAAUUCUCAACCUAUGCUCACUGGUGGAUAAAACAAGCAGUUCGAAAGUCUCUUUCUGAUCAGUGUAGAACAAUUCGAUUACCAUUUCACAUGGUCGACGCGACAUAUAAGGUAAAGGAGGCCAAAAAGCAAUUAUUCAAUGAAAAUGGAAAACAUCCAAGCAACGAAGAAGUUGCAGAAGCGACGGGUCUCUCGAUGAAGAGGCUCGAGGCUGUUUUACUAACACCUAAAACUCCUCGAUCUCUUGAUCAGAAGUUUGGGCUCGACUAUAUGAAACCUUCAGAAGCCAUAUCAGACCCUGAAGCUAAAACAUCGGAAGAGUUGUUAAUUAAGCAGCUAAUGAAGGAGGACCUGGACAAGGUGCUGGAUACGUUAAACCCAAGAGAGAGACAGGUUGUAAGGUGGCGAUUCGGACUAGAUGAUGGGAGGAUGAAAACACUGCAAGAGAUCGGAGAGAUCAUGGGUGUAAGCAGGGAAAGAGUCAGGCAAAUUGAAUCAUGUGCCUUCAGAAAAUUGAAAAAUAAAAAGAGAACCAAGAAUCUGCAUCAGUAUCUGGUCUCCCACUAAUUUCUUGCAGAAGUUUAGAGGUGCUAUGCUAAAUUUCCAUCAGUACCAGAGUUAUGCAAUGCAAUUUUUAGUGUAUAGGAACAAAAUUUUGAGUUAGAGCAAAUUUUAAAAUUCACACAGGAGGUUUAAAAUACACGGAGAUUCUUGUAGUAAACAUAAUUGUUUCAGAAUUUUGUAUAUUUGUUUUGACUAAAGUUUUAAAAUAACAUAUAUUCAACUUUUAAGAUAAA